UAUAGCUUCGCUAAGCAAUCGUUCCCAAUUAGAAUCCAGCUAACUGAAGAAUCAGUAAAUAAUGGAUAUAACCGCACCGCCUCCUACUAAACGUGCUCGAACAUCGUCCCCCAUGGACGAAGACAUCACUGGGAUCCGGGCCAUCCUGUCCGAUGAGUUUGACGAGGACAUAGCGCUCAUCAAGGCGCACAGUUGCCAGUUGGAGACGAAACAACAGCUCCAGGCGGUCAUCCAGGAGCUCUCCCAAAAACUACCGCACUUCCAGCACCUUAAGCGCGUUCAGGAUCGCAGCGUGCUCAUCUGUCCCAGUUCUGAGAUCGGAAUAUCCAAAACGCUGGAGCAGCAUCUCGAACAGUUUGCCUUCUCGGAGCACGUGCUACGCUCCUUGUGCCAGGGAGUCCGGGUGGUAGAAGUGCCUGAACGAAUGCCCCGUCUACGAGUGCAGUACGAAAAAACCAUCAAGCACUGGCCCUGCAAGUUUCAUCCCAAUCACUACUCGGAAUCCCUUCGGAAUGGCAGUAACUUUACUUCCGCACAACGGAUCUUCCACAAGAGGAUAGCCCAACUGCUGGUGAGGCUCUCAAGGGAUGUUAAUGCCAACCGACCCGUGGGCAUCUGUGUGGAUCCACGGCAGCCAAGCAUAGUAUCCAUCGCCGGAGUCGGUGAAAACUCUAGCUCACACGAACAUUGCUGCAUGCUCCUGGUGGAUUAUGUAGCCAGAAGUCAAGAGGGCGGAGCCACAAAGACGGAGCUCGCAUUCACCGAGGACACCGAAUAUGCCAACAAGGAGGGUGCCACCCUGCGGGGCAUUCCCAAAAGCUACUAUAAUUACCUGAGAAAUCACGAAGACUACAAAGACCUGACCUUCGGAGCAGAAAAAUCGAGGGAAUGUAACGAAGUGAACGCCGUUCAAGGAGCAGAUAACUUGGCCAAAUUCGGACCCUAUCUGUGUACCGGCUACGAUAUCUAUCUGCUGCAGGAACCCUGCCUCAUGUGCUCCAUGGCCCUGGUGCACAGCAGAGCAAAAAGAGUUUUCUUCGUUAGAAACUCCGAGAACGGAGCUCUGGCCACGAGAUUUCAGUUGCAUUCGGUGCGGGAGCUCAACCAUCACUACGAAGUGUUCCAAUUCACCACCAAGGAGGACGAGGAUUUGACGUAACAUUUAACAAAACUUGUUUUAAUAAAGGUUUUAUAAGAUA
Messenger RNA from Drosophila eugracilis, 1199 nucleotides. Its product is annotated as probable inactive tRNA-specific adenosine deaminase-like protein 3. Gene Ontology annotation, biological process: tRNA wobble adenosine to inosine editing. Gene Ontology annotation, cellular component: nucleus; cytoplasm. Gene Ontology annotation, molecular function: tRNA-specific adenosine-34 deaminase activity. The transcript has a single exon. NCBI's taxonomy places the organism in Eukaryota, Metazoa, Arthropoda, Insecta, Diptera, Drosophilidae. The coding region runs from base 62 to 1159 and encodes 365 amino acids. The record is from RefSeq and is a predicted model, not a curated record.